This is a messenger RNA of Tripterygium wilfordii, 1563 nucleotides long. Its product is annotated as F-box protein At4g00755. The transcript is spliced from 6 exons. Bases 210 to 1316 code for a protein of 368 amino acids. Lineage: Eukaryota; Viridiplantae; Streptophyta; Magnoliopsida; Celastrales; Celastraceae. Gene Ontology annotation, molecular function: protein binding. The record is from RefSeq and is a predicted model, not a curated record.
GUGGGCUAUGGGUAUUGAGUACCAUAUCUGUCCGUGUUUCUUUAUUAUUACCCAACAAUAUCUUUAUCUCAAUUAUUUCGCACUCUCCCCCCAAAUUUCUCUCUUAGGGUUUUCUGCGCUUUUGAAGAUUCAAGCUUUUUGAUCGCUCAUCAAAGGUUUUGAGGUUCGGGAAAACGAUAUUGUCCUCUUGUUUUGUCUGGCCAUAUAAAAUGGGGACUUGUGUAGAUUUUGUGAACUCUCUUGACCUUGACAUGUCAAUGAAGAUUUUGAUGUGCUUGGAAGAUGUUUCCGAUCUUGCCCGCAUUUGUGCUGUCUCAUGCUCUUGGCGACAUUUUGUGGUUGAAAAUGGUCUAUGUAAGAGUUUCUGUGUCAGACUGUUUCCUCAAUUAUCUAGAGUUGGUUACGUCAUCGAAAACUGUUGUGAGAAGAAGCUUGUAGAAUUUGAAUGUAGCAGUAGCCGACAUGUGGAAAGGGAAUUUUUGGAGAAGGAACAUAAAGUUUAUAUGUUUUUGGCGCGAGGUGUUACGUCAUUUGCUAUAAGGAAGUGUAUUUCAGAUGCAAUCAGUGCUUCUAGUACUGAUAAUUUCCCGGCUGAAAGCAUUAAUAAUACUCUGGAUUCAAGAGAUAGAAUUGGGCGGAGAGCUUCGUACUGGUCCAGCAAAGGACAAAAGAACCCUGCAGUACCUGAAAGACUGACUUAUAAGUUGGUUUCCAACAUUUGUGUCAUUAAUGAAAUAAGCAUACAUCCUUUUGAAGCUUAUUUUCAAUUUGGCCACCCCAUAUAUUCUGCCAAAUCUGUACGAUUUCGUAUGGGUCAUUCCAAAAUCCCCAUAGAUGAUCAUAUGGGUGAUACACACUGGGAUCUUGUUGAUGACCAGCUUGUGUGGACUUACACUUCACAGGAAUUUCCAGUGGCUCAGGAAAACCGUUUGCAGACUUUUGUGCUUCCACAGCCUGUUCUAUGCAUUGGUGGAAUUUUCCAGAUUGAGCUGUUGGGUAGAGUUCAGAAACAAGAAAUGGAUGGCUUGUUCUAUAUUUGCGUGUCUCAUGUUCAAGUUAUGGGGCGGUCACUAUCACCUGCAUUUGAUGUUGAAAUUCUCAAACCGUCUGGAGAGUUUGCCCUGAAGGUUCUGAGUUACACCCAACCAAAUCCCCCCGAAGACAGUCCAGUUACCACUGCUUCUAGUGAAUAUUUGCUGAGGCGUGUACGGGAUUUGGCGCAGAUAGUGAACAUGUUGCAAGGAGAUGUUGGAGUACAUGAAGACUAUGAAUGGGAGGAAGAGGAUGUUGAAGCAGACGACGAAUUUCCUCUGUAAAAACUGUCCUUUAUUUUUUGGUUUUUUUAACUAAAUAAUGGUUUGCACCAACCAACUCCUUCUUCUUAAGAUGUUGCCAGGCUGCCUGACACUCUUUUACUUCUGUGUUGUUUAUGUACAAGUGGAUAUGUUACUGGUUCUCUUCCUUCUCCCAUCCCUCAAAAUUCCUCUUGGUGAUAAAAAAUAGUACAUAAGAAAACAACACCAAACGUCCUGUUUCAGUUCCCAGAUAGAGGGCAAUUCCUUC